Corythoichthys intestinalis (scribbled pipefish) is the source of this 1253-nucleotide messenger RNA. It is a transcript of the gene sdhb, whose product is annotated as succinate dehydrogenase complex, subunit B, iron sulfur (Ip). The transcript is spliced from 8 exons. The coding region runs from base 51 to 902 and encodes 283 amino acids. Gene Ontology annotation, biological process: aerobic respiration; respiratory electron transport chain; tricarboxylic acid cycle. Gene Ontology annotation, cellular component: mitochondrial membrane. Gene Ontology annotation, molecular function: electron transfer activity; 2 iron, 2 sulfur cluster binding. The record is from RefSeq and is a predicted model, not a curated record. NCBI's taxonomy places the organism in Eukaryota, Metazoa, Chordata, Actinopteri, Syngnathiformes, Syngnathidae.
GGGCAUCGAGGACGGAAGUGGAGGUCAGACUCAGAAUCGAAAACAGCAACAUGUCCGUAGCUGGCCUCACGUCCUUGAGCCGCUGUGGUGUUUUGGCGUUCCGCUCCUCUGCUGGGUUCGUGGCAGUGCGUUCUGCGCAGACAGCAGCUGCUCCAGCAGUACAGCCUCGGAUUAAGAAGUUCCAGGUGUACAGAUGGGACCCAGACACCCCGGGGGACAAGCCUCGCAUGCAGAUCUUCGAAAUCGACCUGAACACAUGUGGCCCAAUGGUACUUGAUGCUCUAAUCAAGAUAAAAAAUGAAAUGGACCCCACAUUGACCUUCCGCCGCUCCUGCAGAGAAGGUAUCUGUGGAUCAUGCGCAAUGAACAUUAAUGGUGGAAACACACUGGCCUGCCUCAACAAGAUUGACAUCAACCUCAGCAAGCCAACCAAGAUUUACCCUCUUCCACAUAUGUAUGUCGUCAAGGACCUGGUGCCUGACAUGAGUAACUUCUACGCUCAGUACAAGUCCAUUGAGCCCUACCUGAAGAAGAAGGAUGAGUCCCAGGAAGGGAAAGAGCAGUACAUGCAGUCUGUGGAGGACAGACAGAAACUGGAUGGGCUGUAUGAGUGCAUCCUAUGUGCAUGCUGUAGCACCAGCUGCCCAAGCUACUGGUGGAACGGAGACAAAUACCUCGGGCCUGCCGUGCUCAUGCAGGCGUACCGUUGGAUGAUCGACUCGAGAGAUGACUUUACGGAGGAGCGUCUGUCCAAGCUGCAGGAUCCGUUUUCUCUGUACCGCUGCCACACCAUCAUGAAUUGCACCAAAACAUGCCCCAAGGGCCUGAACCCGGGGAAAGCCAUAGCAGAGAUCAAGAAGAUGAUGGCCACAUAUAAGGAGAAGAAAGCAGCAGCUGUUUGAACACUCUGGUGACCUCUGUAUCAUACUUCCUUAAAUAGAAUUGAUUUUAAAACAUGCAUUUUGAUGACUGAUGGCCUUGUACACUUCUCAUAAAUACAUUUAACUGUGUACAGUAUAUGUAUUAAGCACACAUGUACAAAAUGAAAGGCUCUUAGAUAUACCAUAAGAGUUGUUGCUCACAUUGAACUCCAGAGUCCAAGUCCAUUUGGGAGACACAAUAUUGCUUUUUUUCCUGCCAUAAUGUUUAUUUGCAGCUGGUCUCGGCAGAGAGUGUAAAUGUUCUUUCAGAUCUGAUAGCACUCCCCUUUCCUGAGAAUAAAUAAUUGAAAUUGCAUACAGGUGUUGUGUUGU